Adineta steineri is the source of this 788-nucleotide messenger RNA. NCBI's taxonomy places the organism in Eukaryota, Metazoa, Rotifera, Eurotatoria, Adinetida, Adinetidae. The record is from the annotation of a GenBank genome assembly.
AUUCGAUCAGUUCUGGGUGAUUUGUAUAACCAAUCUUUUGAUUCAUCCUGGUGUAUUUUUUCAGGAUAUUUAGCUCUUAUAGCACUUACUUUGUUCUACAUGAAUUUUCUAAAUCAGGUAGUUCGAAAGAAUAGGAAUUUAAAAAAAUUAUAUAUCCUUUUUUUGAAUAAUUCUAGGCAUUUUAUCGUCUUAUUCGAAUUGUUUAUUUUCAAAAUCGACGAUUUCAAUCUUUAAAAUUAUAUUCAGUUUUACCAUUUAUAGAAAUAAUAAUACUAACAUGUAUUCUUCUAGGUUUUGUUAUACCUUUGAAUGGUGUAAUAUAUUUACCAAAUGAUCAUUUUUGUUAUCCAACACUCACAAAUAUUCCUUGUAUUCUUUCGGAAGCAGUUAUUGUUUAUCUGUGUCCACUUUGUUGUAUAUCAUUUAUCUACAUCCAUAUAACAAGAUUUAUUCAUCAACAAGGAAAUAUUCAAACAUUAAAAAUAAAACAACGACACUCACGAGAUUUACUUAUUACCCGACGUAUUUUAAUAAUUGUUAGUUUAUUACUUAUUCUUGGAAUACCUGCAUUGGUUCUUAUAUUUAUGUUUAUAAUAACAGGUGAAGAACAUCCAUUACUUUAUCGAAUUGGAUUGUUUCCAGUUAGUGUAUCUCAAAUGGGAUUGAGUGUAGCAUUACUUUUUUCUAUUCGACAACUGAAAAAUACUGUUCUAAACUUACGAACAACAAAAACGGUGACGCCCGUCAAUCGAGCUAUGCAAAUGAGAACAAUUAUUGGUACUCAAUAA